AUGAACGCCAGCGGCCCGGGCUACCCGCUCGCCUCGCUCUACGUGGGCGACCUGCACCCCGACGUGACCGAGGCCAUGCUGUACGAGAAGUUCUCGCCCGCCGGCCCCAUCCUGUCCAUCCGCGUGUGCCGCGACGUGGCCACCCGCCGCUCGCUGGGCUACGCCUACAUCAACUUCCAGCAGCCCGCCGACGCCGAGCGGGCGCUGGACACCAUGAACUUUGAAGUGAUCAAAGGCCAGCCCGUGCGCAUCAUGUGGUCCCAGCGGGACCCAGGACUCCGCAAGUCGGGUGUGGGCAACAUCUUCAUCAAGAACCUGGAGGACUCCAUAGACAACAAGGCCUUGUAUGACACCUUCUCCACCUUUGGGAACAUCCUCUCUUGCAAGGUGGUGUGUGACGAUCAUGGUUCCCGAGGCUUUGGCUUCGUCCACUUUGAAACCCAUGAGGCCGCACAGCAGGCCAUUGUCACCAUGAAUGGGAUGCUGCUGAAUGACCGCAAAGUCUUCGUUGGCCACUUCAAGUCUCGACGGGAGCGGGAAGCUGAGCUGGGAGCCCGGGCCAUGGAGUUCACCAACAUCUACGUGAAGAACCUCCCCGUGGACGUGGACGAGCAGGGCCUGCAGGACCUCUUCUCCCAGUUUGGGAAGAUGCUGAGCGUGAAGGUGAUGAGGGAUGACAGCGGCCACUCUCGGGGCUUCGGCUUUGUCAACUUUGAGAAGCAUGAGGAAGCCCAGAAGGCUGUGACGGACAUGAAUGGGAAGGAGGUGAGCGGGCGGCUGCUGUACGUGGGCCGGGCCCAGAAGCGGGUGGAAAGGCAGAAUGAGCUGAAGCGGAGAUUCGAGCAGAUGAAGCAGGACCGGCUGACCCGUUACCAGGGUGUGAACCUGUAUGUUAAGAACCUGGAUGACUCCAUCAAUGAUGAGAAGCUGAGAAAAGAGUUCUCUCCCUAUGGAGUGAUUACCAGUGCCAAGGUGAUGACAGAGGGUGGCCACAGCAAGGGGUUUGGCUUUGUGUGUUUUUCCUCUCCAGAAGAGGCGACGAAGGCCGUGACAGAGAUGAACGGGCGCAUCGUGGGCACCAAGCCGCUGUACGUGGCACUGGCCCAGCGCAAAGAGGAGCGGAAGGCUAUCUUGACCAAUCAGUACAUGCAGCGCCUGUCUACUGUGCGGACCCUGGGAGGCCCCCUCUUGGGCUCCUUCCAGCAGCCCGCCAGCUACUUCCUGCCCACUGUGCCCCAGCCUCCCGCCCAACCUGCGUACUACGCGUCUGGUUCUCCCAUGCAGCCGGCCUCCAGGUGGACAGCCCAGCCUCCAAGACCCUCGUCCACCUACCCUCCAGCCGCCUCAAUGGUCCGGCCACCAGCCAUGUUGCGGCGCCCCCCGGUGCAGGUCAGCAGUGUCAGGCAGGCCUCCACCCAGGUGCCACCCACGAUGCUCCACAACCAGAGAGUGGUCAAUAUUGGUACCCAGACCUCAGGAGCCAGCGGGGCGGACUAUCCUACACCCAGCAGGCCUCUGCUGACACACAGAUAUUCCUCAGCGGCGUGCAGCCAUGGGGUCCAGGAGCCCGCCGUGCGCAUCCCGGGACAGGAGCCCCUGACCGCGUCCAUGCUGGCCGCCGCGCCGCUGCACGAACAAAAGCAGAUGAUUGGUGAGCGUCUGUACCCCCUUAUCUACGAUGCCCACCCGCAGCUGGCCGGCAAGAUCACGGGCAUGCUGCUGGAGAUCGACAACUCGGAGCUGCUGCUCAUGCUGGAGUCCCCAGAGUCCCUCAAUGCCAAGGUGGAAGAGGCUUUGGCGGUGCUGCAGGCACACCAGGCCGCAGAGCUGACAAAGAUGACUGUGCUCUGAAAGCAGAAAACCGGGCUCCUCGCUCCCUCGGCCGACCAGAGAAUGGCGCUUCCAGCCUUGGCUCUCUGUCCCCCGGAACCGUAACUUAUUUCCCACUUGGGCUGUAUCUGUACCUGAACUCUGUGGAAUGAAGGCUGGUCCCUGCCCCUCGCCCCUCCCCAAGCCGGUCACCUUUCCUUUUGUGCAUUAA
This is a messenger RNA of Suricata suricatta (meerkat), 2041 nucleotides long. RefSeq names its product poly(A) binding protein cytoplasmic 1 like (gene PABPC1L). Lineage: Eukaryota; Metazoa; Chordata; Mammalia; Carnivora; Herpestidae. Gene Ontology annotation, cellular component: ribonucleoprotein complex. The transcript has 15 exons. The coding region runs from base 1 to 1851 and encodes 616 amino acids. Gene Ontology annotation, molecular function: RNA binding. The record is from RefSeq and is a predicted model, not a curated record.